Molecule: messenger RNA, 3000 nt
Organism: Salvia miltiorrhiza (redroot sage)
Lineage: Eukaryota; Viridiplantae; Streptophyta; Magnoliopsida; Lamiales; Lamiaceae
Exons: 3
Coding region: 1897-3000 (367 amino acids)
Molecular function (GO): zinc ion binding; nucleic acid binding
Source: RefSeq, a predicted model, not a curated record
UUAUCCGGAUAUGAAUUCAGCUUAUGAUCUUGAAUUUAUAUUAUUGAAGCAGUCAGUGAUAUUUUUCAAAAGUUAUAACUGACUUAGCGAAGUCACGUUAUUUAUUUAAUCAAGAUGGAAUUAGAAUUUAUUUUUAUAUAAUUACUUAAGUCGUGGAUUAUUUUCGACUCGGGAGUUAAUUAAAUCUACGGAUUUAAUCUAGAUUCAUAUUAAUUUUUUUAGCAUCACCAAGGCAUGAGGAUAUACUUCAUUUAUUCAUCAAUCUCAUUCUCAUACUUUACAAACUAUUACAACCAAUUUUCGUUCAUACCUUCCAAUUACACCACAAUAAUUUAGCAUUUGCAUAAAGAAGAAUAAAAAGAAAAGAAAAGAAAAGAAAAAGUGUUGCCACCAUCCUUUGUUUCCAACAUUUCCUUCCACCAUCUACCACUUUAUACCAUGCCCUUUUAUCCCCACACGUCUAUCAAUUCAUAAGUUUUCUCUCACAACCAAGAAUUUCAUCAGCUGGUUGAUCCGAACUUCCAUCGUCCAUCAGAUUAACAACAGCAACAGCGGGAUCUUUUCAUAAAAGGUUUCAUUCUUCAAUUCAAUUAAUAUGUCAAUUUCCUUAAAGCCAAAACAUUCAGGUUUUCAGUAGCUCAACUUAAGGUUCCAUCUUGUAACCUUCUCGCUGAUUUCAUUUUUACAGUAUGUUUUAAACAACCAAUUGUUCCAGUUUCAACUCACCACAUGAACAAGGCAUACACAUUCAAUAUCUCAUCAAGGCAUCUGCAUAUACAAUCAGUCAAGCGCAAGAGUAAGAACUACACAAGGAGUUAGAGUACCUUAGCAAAACUUUGCUAUCAGGUUGAGCUGUGAUGGGCGUUGAAGUGUUGUUGCUGAGUGGAGUUUUUGUCAAACUUAAAGUAGGCUCAGAAAGGAUACAUGUCUUCAUACAUGUAUCUCAGUUAUGCAUUCCGCUGUAAACACUGAUUAUUUCAGUUACGCCUUCCGUUGCAAACUCUGAUAAUGUUUUAGCCAAGCCCCUAACGAUGCCUUUUUCCUUUUUAAGGAAUAUAAAGCGUAUACAAGUUCUUUGAGUACCCUUUUUAUGCGAACUAUGCCUUUUUCCUUUUUAAGGAAUAUUUCACGCAUAUUCAAGCUCUUUGAGUAUUCUUUUAUGCGCCCCUUUCUAAACCCGCUUCUUAAUUUCCCUUCCCCAGUCAUGGUUUUCCCGGAUUAAUUAUCCUUAAUUAAGGCCGGUCGUGACAGAGUGGUAUCAGAGCAGUUCGUUUGCUCUGAGCCUAAGAGUUUAUUUAAGCCAAACUUAGAAUGGAUCACUAAAGUGUCUAGAGUUCAAUCGACAAAGCUCAGCACUUCAUCGCAUCACACUCAACGAAGCAGAAUGGUAUGCUCUUCCAAGUUUUGAGUUAAUGUUUACAAAAAGUCAGAAUUAUCGUAAUAGCAAAGUGAGUAACUGUUAAUAGUUAUGUUAUGUUGUUAUUGAAUGAAAUGAUUUACGCAAGUGCGAUUAAGUAUGCCUAUGGAAUGAAUCCCUAUGAACAUAGAGCUAUUAAGUUAUGAGAUCACCACUACGACAGAACAUAGAAGCAAACAUAGAAGAAAUUAGAUUGUAUCUUUUGGUGGCUAUAGUGAAGGCAGCAAGAUAAGUGAUACGUAUAGAAUAAUUCUUAAGCUCAUGAUUUUAUAGCCGCUAUGAAUCUCCAUGACUUAUGCUUAAGUAUCCAAUUUAGAUGAUGUGAUAUUAUAUGCUUAAGAAUUGAUAUGACUCAUGGAUUUGAGAUGCUAAGGACCCUUAAAGCUUACUACAUCAAUGCAGUCAUUGGAGUUAUGACUUGUUUACAAGUUAGAAUAAUUUAACCUGUACAAGAAUUCUUUUGAGGCUUGUAUUAGAUUAUGCUAGAGUGUACUUAUUGGCACAUCCUUGCUAUCAGAAUGCCGCCUAAGAGAGGACGCCCUGCGAGAAACAAUAACAAUCGCAGAAACCAUAACGCUGUACCCGAAGAACCACAAAAUGAUCGAGAACAUAAUCCAUCCCCUCCGCCCCCGACUAGGAGAGUCGAAGAACUCUUUUUAAGGCAAAAUCCACCUACGUUUGACGGAACAAGUGAACCGGCUGAAGCUGAGAUUUGGGUGCGUGCAAUGGAACGUAUUUUCAACUUUCUACGUUGUACUGAUGAGGAGCGCCUAUCUUGCGUCUCAUUCCAGCUAACAGGAUCAGCUGACUUCUGGUGGGAAGCACGUCGAAAAAUUUUGACACCUGAACAAUGGGCAAGUUAUACUUGGGAAGAUUUUAAGACAGGAUUAUAUGAUAAAUAUAUUCCGAAAAGCUAUAGGAAGAAGAAAGAAGCUGAGUUCUACGAGUUGAAGCAAGGAAAGAAAUCUGUGGUUGAAUACGACAAGGAAUUCUGCAACCUGUCUAGGUUUGCUCCGCAACAAGUGGACACAGAUGAGAAGAUGGCAGAGAAAUUUUGUGCCGGUCUGCGACACGAAAUUAGGAUGACUCUAGCGAGCCACGGAGGACUCUCAUAUACGGAGUCUCUGAACAGGGCACUUGACAUUGAAGCUGCAAUGCCGUCAGACAAGUCUGCCCCACCAUUGAUCUCAACGCCAAACGACUUACCAGGAGCCUCACAUACUCUCAAAGGGAAGCGCAAGUGGGAUAACAACGAAGACAAUAUCAAUCAGACUAGUAAGAAAGUGUGGCAAGAAAAGGAACGGGCCGAACAGUUUAUUCAACCAAGGUACGAGGCACAGACUAAUCUCGAGCCAACUGGAGGUAAACAAGGUCAGAGAGGAAUUUCACCUUGCCCAAAUUGCGGUAAGAUGCAUAGGAGUGUUUGUCGAGCUGGGACUAACGGUUGUUACAAUUGUGGCCAAAAGGGUCACUACUCCACGCAAUGCCCCAACAGACAACGAGGUUCAGCAAUUGGGAACAUCCACACCCCCUUGCCAGCAAUACGUGGACACUUGCGAAAUCAGUCUCAAUCACAUCAGUAA